This is a messenger RNA of Chara braunii, 2445 nucleotides long. Lineage: Eukaryota; Viridiplantae; Streptophyta; Charophyceae; Charales; Characeae. The record is from the annotation of a GenBank genome assembly.
GGUCAGGAGGAUCAUAUGAGAGGGGGGUGAGUUCUAUUCAUCUCGAAGCUCAGGCCACUCAGGAAGGCGGUUCCCAUACCUUCUAAGUACGACGGGAAAGAAGACGUUGAGUCCUAGAUCAGCUCCAUGAGAGCUUACUUCGAGGUGCUGAGAACUCAACCGGUGAGCCAGUCCUUGAUCAUGGGGACCAACAUCGAGCCUGUCAUACGAGGCUUCUUAGAAGUCCAAGCUACGCAAGUCGGGUACGCUAAGAUCAAUCUAACACAGUGGCUCAAAGCCACACCCAUAGAGGAGAUCCUUAUCAAACAAUUUAAGGAUCCACAUGCUGCCGCAAGAACCCGAAAGAGACUUGAUGAUCUCAAGCGCAGCAAGCGGACGGGCACCAUGCAUAAUCUGCAGUUGUUUGUCAACAAACUUUUUGCCACUCCAGGAUUGGAAAUGACUGCACAAUCAUGUCUGGAUGUUGUGAAAGGUACGGUUCCCACUACCUACAUGCAUCGCCUAGGCAAAGAGCUCAUUGGUUACACGGACUGGCUUUCCCUCAUGCAAGACGUGGUCAGCCUUGAGGCACAAGACCUCAUUACCACAACGGGCAGGAAAAAGCCUACUGGCGGCAGGCGGUUCAGAGGCAGCAACCGUUUUGUUGUGCAUGACCUGUUGGAGGCCGAUGAGGAGGCCUAUGUAGACGACCCCACUCUUGGUGACGACCAAGAACAGGACCCUGUCACCGCCUACUCUUCAGCCCAUGACUCUGAUGUGAAUAAUGAAGAGGAAAAAUUAAAUGCCUUUAAAAAGUCUGCCAACGUAAAGGGACCGAGCUGGAAUUCAGGGAAGAACUAUGUCCAACUUCCCAAGGGAGUCAAAAUCCCAGUGAAACCGGAGGAUGCAGCCACUAAACCAUGGGUUGACCUCCGGAUCACUGAAAAUGAUUGGAGGGAUAGGCUCAAGAAGGGGAAAGGAGGCAAGCUCCGCACGUGUAUUGACUACCACGGUCUAAACUGCAUCACAAGAAAGAACACCUACCCAUUGCCUCUCAUAGAUGACUUGCUUGAUGUUGCAAGUGGGUGCAAGGUCUUCUCCAAGAUCGACCUCAAGUCUGGCUAUCACCAGAUUGAAGUCGAUCCUGCCGACCAGCACAAGACUGCGUUCAAAACACGCGAUGGGCUUUACGAGUUUACCGUAAUGCCCCUCGGUUUCACGAACGCACCGGCCACCUUCCAAAGCCUCAUGGAUAAGGGCUUUCGUGAACAGAUUGGCCGGUUGGUGGUGGUAUACCUUGAUGAUAUACUGAUCUUCAGCAAAUCCAUGGAGGAACACAUAAAGCACCUUGAGGAAGUGUUCACCAUCCUCAAGAAGACGCAACUCCAUCUCAACGUAGAGAACUCUGAGUUUGGGAGGGAUAGCGUCAUCUAUCUUGGGCAUCAAUUGUCUGUUGCAGGCCUAGAGCCUGAGGCAACCAAGGUGGAGGUCAUACGCAAUUGGCCUCAGCCCGCGAACAUCCGCGAACUGCACUCUUUCCUUGGUCUCGAGUCAUACUACCGGAAGUUUGUGCCCCGCUUCUCUAUUAUUACUCGCCCGUUGUCCCGGUUAACGAGUAAGAACGUCCCCUACACUUGGGAUACCGCAUGCGAGGAUGCCUUUCAAGCUUUGAAAAAAGUUUUGGUAAUUUACCCUAUACUCCGCAUUGCAGAUUCCAAACUGGCAUUCGUAGUUACUACGGAUGCAAGCCAGUAUAGAAUUGGCGCAGUGUUGCAGCAAGAUGACGGCGAUGGCUUGCGGCCGCUCGAAUUCUUCAGCAAACGCAUGCCCAACGAAAAGGUAGCCACUUCCACCUACAUGCGCGAGCUCUAUGCUUUGCGUAUGGCUUUGGACCAUUGCAAGCACUAUCUCUUGGGACGCCACUUAAAAGUGUUCUCAGAUCAUGAGACUCUGAAGUGGAUCAAAGAGCAAACUACCGUGUCCCCUAUGUUACUUCGCUGGUUCCAUGAAAUUGACAUUUUUGACUUUGAGUUUAGGCACAAAAAGGGUUGUUAUAAUCGAGUUGCUGAUGCAUUGUCUCAUCACCCUGAGUACAUGACUUGCCUUGUGAAUUCCUACAACCUCCGGAAGAAACUGAAGGAGGAGCUCGUAGAGCACACUGCCAAGGAUCCGGCCCUUAGUCCCAUCCUUGAGCAGCUGAGGGCUGACCCCAACAAUCAGCCUGAUUUUCAUGUGUAUGGAGGACUGGUUUUCCAUCGCUACGGGAACCACGACUGUUUGUUUGUGCCCAACCAUGAGCCUCUCCUCAUGCACUUUCUGGACUUGGCUCAUGACUAGAGUGGACACUUCGACAUGGCAAAGACAUACGGAAACCUAUUGAGACAGUUUGAUUGGCCUGGCAUGAAGGGAUCUACUGAAAAGUUUGUGGUUGAAUGUCAAGUCUGUCAACAAAUCAAACCAUGUAGA